AGUUGUGGUGUUGUAAGAAGAAUGUAGUGAGGGGUGUGCGCUCGACUGCUGGGCAGAAUGAAGACAGCCUUACGUGUCGUCCUAGCUGUUCUCGUGUUGUUCACAACCGCUGAGGCAGUUACGGACCUCCACUACCUGGGCGACGGCGUCGAGAAGGAAGGCGAUGAUGCGCAUCUUUACUGCAAGUUGGACGGCGCCAAUGGCCGCGAACAGAUGAGUUGGAAGAGAGAGGGCGAUGCAAAGCGACUACUGGAGGGCACACAACCGUUUGAUGACCGCAUCAAAGUCGAGAAGCGUAGGCACGGUGUGAUCGAGUUGACCAUCACUGAUCUGAAGCCGGAGGACACUCGCAACUAUACUUGUUUGGUCAGACUCGAGUCGGGGAAGAUGGUGACGAAGACAAGACUGCUCAUCAUCGAAUACAUGACACGAUUCAGCAGCCGCCAACAUAUGUUUAUGAAGUAUCACAGCAUAGGUGGCAGCACUUCCAUUUCCUGCCAAGCAGACGGACAUCCGGGUCCCUCCUACAGGUGGUACAAAGACAACACCCUUCUCUCUGACAACAGCACGUUCAAUAUUGUAGACAAGGGAGGCAAAAGUACAUUGAAGAUCUUGACCUCAGCUGAUGAUAACGGGCAGUGGAUCUUUGGCACCUACAGUUGUAAAGCCACCAACCAGCAUGGAUCAGCCGUCAUGCAGUACAAACUCCAGGCAGCAGCAAUUCCAGAGAAAACUGCGAAUAUAACUGUCAAGACCACGCGGUCCACCUACGUCGAGCUGGGUGUGGCCGAGCCCGGUGAUACUGGUGGUCUCCCUAUCACUGGCUACAGGGUCCGCUGGAUGGAGGAAGUGGAGGAGUCUAUGGCAACAGGAGGGGGAGGCGGGGUAGAGGGAGAAGGAGGUGGUUUCGGGGUAGCAGGAGGGGAAGGUGCAGAAGGUGGACAAGCCCAUUCGGUGUCCUCCCAGGUGUUCAAUAUCGGUGACCCAAUCGUCGUCCCAGGCCUCGAUCCGGGUAAAAAAUAUGUGUUCGAGAUUGCGGCGAUGAACGAAGCUGGGGUUGGCAAGACAGUGUUCCGAAACAUCCAGACACCAGAAUCUGAUGAAGAAGUCGGGGCCGUCGUCUACCCCUCUGGCUCCAGCGGCCUCUACGCUCUUUGGGUCUUCCUAGCCAUUCUCAUUUUCUUCAUCCUUCUCCUCCUGCUCUUCCUGCUCCUCUGGUGUUGUGGUUGGCUCACCAGCACCGCCCUCAUCUGCUGCCCAUGCUGUGCCAAGUACUGCCCGGAUUGUCUUGGCUGCUGCUCCACACUCUGCUGGUGUCUCCCUCUGUUUAGCUGUUGCGUUUGCUGUGGAAGAUCGUAUCGGGGAUCUUCAUAUGACGUCUUGAAGAAGAAGAAAAUCCCAUUGUGCGUGUGCUGUCCUACUGAUGGUGUCGCUAUCAGCAGCAGGAUGAUCAACAAGAUCAGACUGCUGACACUGCAGAGGAAUGAGAAAACAGAAGUUGGCGUGAACAGUGCAUUUUCAACUGCUGCAAAGGUCACUGCAGGAAGUGUAGGGGUGAACGCCACGGAUGGCUACGCCAGGGGAUAUUAUCUACACAAUGACUUCAAGGGGAAGUCGGACACAAUGACGACACGAAAGACCGACACAAUGACGUCACGAAAGUCAGACACAACGAAGAACACGGUGUUCUCCUACGACAUCGAAAGCAGUUCCAGUGAGGGUGAACAGGGCAUGAACACCAUGGAAACACAGACUAGCGGAAAUAACUUCACGGUGAAUUCUCGUUAUAUUGGGCGAGACAAUCACGUGACUCGUGACGUGUUUCUGGACCACAGUGGAAAGAAGGUGAAGAUGUUCAGUUACCCGGCAGCCUCUGAAUCAAUUCAGACUUACUCCCUUGCCUCCGAUUGGAAUCGUACCAGAAGUAAGGAACGCUUGGCUCGGAGCUAUGAUGAUGAAUUAGAUGUAUCAGAGCCGGUUUUAAAAAGAAUUUCGAAGCGAGAUGAGCGUUACUCCUCCCAGCCAAUGGGCGAGCAUCUCUCACGGAGGGACAGCGUGAACAGAGACAGGAAGCGAAGGUCAAGUGUGGAGGUCAUCACUUUCUACCAACCAGGGGAACAAGUGCCUUCUACGAGGGACGCCAAGAUCCAGAUUUACACUAAUGAUGACGAGUGCGGCUCUCUCCCACGGAGGAUAAAAUUAGCCCAGCUCUACCACGACACCAGAGUAGACGUCGACCACCAUUUACGAAGUUCAUCCAUCCCGCGUAACGCCAAGCUGUCAGCCAUGGUGGAUAUGGGAGAUCCUACAUCUGUGGACUAUGGUCGAGACACUGCAACUUAUACGGAGGUCAAGAGGAGGAAGGAUAUGUCCAAGUAUGCGACAGCUCCGGUGGUUAGGCGGACGCCACGAUAUACUACCGAUGAAGCCACACAAACAUUAAGACGAUCUAAAUAUGAGAACGAGUUCGACAUUCCCCUGGAGCGAGUUCCAGACUCACGAGACCCGAGCCAACAACGGAACCAAGCUGAGCAACAGGAUCAGCGGACAGACUACUCUGAGGUUCUCACGCAAAAAACACGUCACAUCCGCUCCCAGAGGGAAGUUCCAGAAGUAAUAUACAGACCAAUCACUAUAGAAACGAAGGAAACGAACACGAUGACUAAGAACGAGUUCGACAUUCCCCUGGAGCGAGUUCCACCCUCACGAGAGCCGAGCCAACAACGAAACCCAACUGAGCCGCAGGAUCAGGGGAGAGACUACUCUGAGGUUCACAGGCAUAAAACACGUCACAUCCGCUCCCAGAGGGAAGUUCCAGAAGUAAUAUACAGACCAAUCACCAUAGAAACGAAGGAAACGAACACGAUGACUAAGAACGAGUUCGACAUUCCCCUGGAGCGAGUUUCACCCUCACGAGACCCAAGCCAUCAACGAAAGCCAGCUGAGCCGCAGGAUCAGCGGACAGACUACUCUGAGGUUCACAGGCAUAAAACACGCCACAUCCGCUCCCAGCAGGAGGUUCCAGAAGUAAUAUACAGACCAAUCACUAUAGAAACGAGGGAAACGAACACGAUGACUAAGAACGAGUUCGACAUUCCCCUGGAGCGAGUUCCACCAUCACGAGAGCCGAGCCAACAACGAAACACAACUGAGCCGCAGGAUCAGGGGACAGACUACUCUGAGGUUCACAGGCAUAAAACACGUCACAUCCGUUCCCAGCAGGAGGUUCCAGAUGUAAUAUACAGACCAAUCACCAUAGAAACGAAGGAAACGAACACGAUGACAGAGCGACCGAAGCGUUGGUCGAGGCCGCCAACUCCACCACAUGCAGCUCCGACUUACCGGACCUUCCCUAUUGAGAUGGAACAAACCACACCGAAACACAAACCUGUUCACAGACGACCCCCUGCCAAACCACACAGGUCGAAACCGAAGGGUGCCACAGAUCUGGACAUAGAGGAACCCAUACAGUGUACCGUACGCCCGAACGUUGAAAGUGGACAAGCUUUUGAUUUCGAUGCUUUGGAUCACCUCGAAAGUGCCAACAUCGAGACACAGACAGAUUUUCCACUCGACGCUGACUCAAUCACCAAGGAAAGCCACGGUAGAUGGCCCGAGGAGCCACCUCUUCAAGCUGUGGAGCCGAACUAUCAAGACCAUUGGCCAGGAGAGGCUCAUGUACGGGCUUCUCUCCGAGAUCCUGAGCAGAGAGGCAGAUGGCUGGAGGAGGAUCAACCUCAAGCAGUUCAACUAGACCAACGAGAGCAAUGGCAAGUAGAGGCUCCUGUACAGGCUUCCCUCCGAGAUCCUGAGCAGAGAGGCAGAUGGCUGGAGGAGGAUCCACCUCAAGCAGUUCAACUAGACCAACGAGAGCAAUGGCAAGUAGAGGCUCCUGUACAGGCUUCCCUCCGAGAUCCUGAGCAGAGAGGCAGAUGGCUAGAGGAGGAUCCACCUCAAGCAGUUCAACUAGACCAACGAGAGCAAUGGCAAGUAGAGGCUCCUGUGCUGGCUUCUCUCCGAGAUCCUGUGCAGAGAGGCAGAUGGCUGGAGAAGGAUCAACCUCAAGCAGUUCAACUAGACCAACGAGAGCAAUGGGAAGUAGAGGCUCCUGUGCUGGCUUCUCUCCGAGCUCCUGUGCAGAAAGGAAGCUGGGCAGAUGAUGUUCAACCAGAAAACCUAUCUCAUAUGCCGGCACCGGGACUUGAGAGAGGAAUACCUUUUUAUCGACCACAACAUGGUCAGGAGGUGAUGGAACAAACUAUGGUGAGAAGAAAUAGAUCGAUUGAAUUCUUGGAAAGUAUGGAACAUUCAGAGAUGUCACAUCAGUAUGCUAAGGGACCCGAGGUCAUCUUCGUCGACAGUGGUAACUAUAGCCUGGAGGAACCGCAGCGGCCAGAGCCUGAACACCAUCUUGAGGUUUCUCCGCCUGAAACACAUGACUUCUUCGAGGAGACCGAGACCAUCGAGUCAACUGAUGUUACAGAAGAGGCGGUAACAGAAGUGAAUUCGUAUGAGACGCACACAGACACCAAAACCCAAGCGAUGGAAGUGCAGUCAAGCCAGAGUGCGUUCCAGGAGUACAGCGCUUCAAGGGCGGAAUACCGUGGUGAGACUGGCGGCGCUUCAAUGUCCGGGGGCCACGAACGUACCAGUGCCACCAUUAGCAGGUUUGGCGGGACUGGCGACGCUGCAAUGUCCGGGGGCCACGAGAGUAGCAGUGCCACCAUGAGCAGGGUUGGCGGGACUGGCGGCGCUGCAAUAUCCGGGGGCCACGAGAGUAGCAGUGCCACCAUGAGCAGGGUUGGCGGGACUGGCGGCGCUGCAAUGUCCGGGGGCAACGAGAGUAGUAGUGCUACCAUGAGCAGGGUGGGCGGGACGCAAGGCGCUGCGGGAUAUUCGUACCAAGAGAAGCAGAGCGCAUAUAGCGGCUACAGCGUGCAAAGCUCUCACGGAACUGAGGGAAGGACUUUCCUCACUGUUGAGAGGCAGGGCGAUGGGCCAUCGCCGAGUUUUGACUUGAGUAACGAGAGAAGAAGCUACUGGAGGGUUUAAACAUAAACCAUGCAUUUUAACAAUGUAUCUAUUUUAACAUUGAACAGUAUUAUCCCAAUCGUCCUUUGGAAUGUGGUUACCAUAUAAUAUGAUUGUCAUUCGGGCGUAGCUAGAUACUCGCUAGGAAUUGGUAAAUAGACAACGUGGCACCACGUUAUGUGUAAUGUCGCUUAGAAGUGUACAUACAGUAGACAGGAAUAAAAUUGUCCCAUUAUAGAAGUCAAGUCAGUUUCCGAGGUCAUUAACUAUAGCAAUUAGUUUCAUGUUGUAUAAGAAUGUCUAUGUUUUCACACCAACUAUGCAAAUUAUAUCACUCGUGUGAGACUUUCUAGACUUCAGGAUCAAGCAAAGCUUCAACGGCGCUGUGUGAAUAUUUAUUCAUUCUCAGAAUUCUGCAGCCAAAUAUCUCGUAAAGAGGGGAAUGUUGUAAUCCGUCUCUUGCAUAUACAAUUAGGCGACAACACGAUCGGUGUGAAAGUGCGGUGUAUUAUUGUGUAUCAAAAUCGUCUUCCGAAAAAAAAAAUUAAUCAACUCCCACAUUCAAACUGACAGGGGUCCUUUCUUGAUUGGUCCGUCAUCAGAUUGGGAUUUAAUUGGAUAUCGACUCACAAAAUACCCGUGAUGCUUUUGAGAUUAAAAAAUAGAUACGAGAUACGGGAGAUAUCUCGUGUAUGCUGACAUCCAUGACGGAUUACAGUUCAAGGCAACUUGUUGUCAAUCCUUUUCUUCGGCUUUUGGUAACCUAAUUGACAACUCAGUUUAUAAUGUUUGAUUUCAUAUUGCAAAAACUCUCGCUACGUCUGGGAUGACAACAAAAUGUUUAAUUCAAAUUGGGAGGUACGUUUGGUAAUCAAAACUACCGACAUGUGGCACUACAACAGC
This is a messenger RNA of Lineus longissimus, 5934 nucleotides long. RefSeq lists its product as uncharacterized. The coding region runs from base 58 to 5052 and encodes 1664 amino acids. The record is from RefSeq and is a predicted model, not a curated record. Lineage: Eukaryota; Metazoa; Nemertea; Pilidiophora; Heteronemertea; Lineidae. The transcript has 16 exons. Gene Ontology annotation, molecular function: protein binding.